Messenger RNA from Paramecium primaurelia, 4087 nucleotides. The record is from the annotation of a GenBank genome assembly. Lineage: Eukaryota; Ciliophora; Oligohymenophorea; Peniculida; Parameciidae.
AUGGAUGAUGCAUAUUCACGUUAAGCCUCUACUCCACCUGAUCGUAAGAGCAAGUUAGAAUCAAUGCGAAAUGAAAACAUGAACUUUGUUGAGUAAUCUUAAUUAGAUAGUCUAGCUCAAACGAUGUGAUUGUAGAGUAUUACAAAAAUUAGUAGAAAAAUUUAUAUUGGUUAGAUAAGUGACUGGAUUAGAUAGAUAUUUUUUAGAGAUUGAGUAAUGGUUAGAAGAAGAUAAAACAUUACAUACAAAUACACCUUUAGUCUUAGAAGCAGAUGAUGGAAUUGGAAAGAAAACGCUUUUGGUUAAAUGGAUGGAAUAUCAUGCCAGAAACAAAAAAGGAGUAAGAUCAUUUUUAAUAAUAGCGAUAUCCUGAUUUUAUCAUUCCUCAUUUUGCAACUUAAUCAGGAAAAAAUAGCAAUUAUUAUUAUGCCAUAUAUAGAAUUUUAAUUAAAUUGAGAGAAGCUUUGAAUAUUAAAUAAAAAGUGGAACUUUUAGAAGAGAAGUUAAGACGUUAUUUUCAAUAUUGGUUAGAAAUAUGUAGUAGAUAAUUAGAACAAUAAAUAAUUAAUGGUGCAGAAAUUAUAUAUGAUAAAGUAUAUUAAUAUAAUUAUCUUAAAGGUUAUACUGGUAUUUGAGGGUAUAGAUAACUUUAGAGAGAUCUUAGAUAUGCAUAGAGAAGCUAAUGUCAAUUUUUGGUUACCUAAAUACUUUCCUACUAAUAUUAAAGUUAUUGUAACUGCUGAAAGACAAUCAUCAUCUAUGCGAUUACUUAAACCAGAUUGUUAAGUAAUUCCUAUUGUUUCUGAUAAAGCAUUUAUGAAAUAAAUGGUCAAUAAUCAUUUGGGAAAGAAUUUAUUUAUUUAAGUAAUAAAUUUCUUAUUUUUUAGAAAUUUGAACAUAUUUUAGAUAUAUUCAUUCAACUUAAUUAUAAAGUGAGAAAUUAACCAUUAUUUGUAAGAUCCUAUUUUUCUGUUUUUGUACCCUAUCCAACAGAAGGAGUUGUUGAAGAACAUGAAAUAGAUACAAUAUUAAUUGAAAAUAUUCUUAAUUCCUUAAAUCUUGAUCACUUUAAAUCAAUGAAAGUUGUAGAAGAUUUGAUUCAAUUCUAAUUAGAUUUUUUCUCCAAUGCUUAAUUAAUUGAUAAAGAUAAAUUUAGAAAUGUACUCCUAGUUUUAGCUUUAACUUAAAAAGGUUUAACUUAUCCAGAAAUAGAAUCUGUUUGUGAUAUAUCAUAAUAAGAUUGGAAAAGAUUUCUUGUAUUUUUUAAGGUUUACAUAAUGAAACAUAGAGAUCUAUGGUCAAUACAUAAUGAAAUAUUUAAAAAAGUGGUUAUCAAUCAAUAUUAUAAGAAUGUAUAAAGUAUUUUAGAAUUACAUGAUAAAAUUGCAACAGCUAUUGAUAAAAUCACUCCUAAUUCUAUUCGAAAAUUAGAAGAAUAAACAUUUUAAUUAUUCAGUGCAAGAAAUUACUUUGCUUUAAAAGAAGUUAUUAGUAUUAUUGAGAACUUUUUACUCUUGUUUAAUCCUUCUAAUAAAUAUGAUUUAUGUAGAUAUUGGCAAUCUUUAGAGGAAAAUGGAUUUGAUCCAGUUUUAGAAUAUAACAAAGCUGUUGAAGGUUUUCAAAUCCAUUAUCAUCCAAAUGCAGAAGAUAUGUUUAGAAUUAUUAUUCAAAUAUCAAGAUUUCUAAAAGAAUUUGGUGAUUUUGAAACUAAAAAUACACCAGUCUUUAGACAUCCUCCUAUUAUUGGUUUAUUAAGUGAUUUAUAUGAUAUUGGAUUAUUGUAUGAGAUAUUGAAAUUAGAUUUAUAUUAUGAUAAAGCUCCAGAAUUAAAAGAAUUUGAUCCAAAUAAACAUUUAAAACGUGUAGCUAAACCAUAAUUAGCUCCAGUAUUAUCUAAAUAAGAAUCUUUAAAUGUUGAAAUUGCCUAAAAUAGAGCAGAAAUUAGAUCUCACUAUUUAAAAUAAUUAUGCAAACCAAUUGAACCAACAGAUAAUGAAGAAGAAGUGCCUUAAUCUGUAGAUUAAUUGGCUGAAGAAAAUGAUUAAAAAUUAAAAAAAAUAUUGUAAACUAAAGAAGAAAACUUAUCAGAAGAUCUUUUAUCAAAUAAUGAAAGGGAAUCAACUGAUUAUUAUUAUAAGAGAUGGAUUUGGAUUUAAUUUCCUUGGGCUUGUAUGAGUAUUAGUAAAAAAUGUGAUUAUUCAACUGUUAUUAAGUAAUGUUUUUCAUCAGCUACUGAUUAUAUGAGUGUUGAAGAUGAAAAUGCAUUUACUGAAUCUGCACUUAAAAUAGCACUUGAAGCAAAAAGAAAAUAAAAAGAAAUGUAUGAAUAAAAACAUCAUGAAGAAAUUAAAUUAUAAAUAAUUCCUUAAAUUUCUGUUUUAUAAUAAAAAAAUAUAGAUGAUGUAAUGAAAAAAUAAAAAAGAGAAUAAUUAGAAAUUAGUUCAAUAUCUAGUGCAAGAUUUGAUAGAUCUACAAUUUCUGUAUUGCCUCCAUUAUCAACUAGAAAUUCAUAAGUAAAAUAGACUAAUUCUCCAGAACCAAAUUAUUCUCAUUUAAUGUUUAUAACAUCUGAUUUUACUGAUUCCAAUCAUUUAAAUGAUGAAUCAAAAUCAAUUAAGUUAACUUAGAGUAGUUUACCUAAUGAUGGUAAAUAAACCAUGUAAUUACUUGAUUAAAUUAAACCUAAAAAGGAAAGACUCAAAUAAUUUUCGACCUCUUCUGUUCAACAUAAUGCUUAUAAAGUUACAGAAAUAUUCCCAAUUAUUAAAGGUUCCAUUUAAAGUCAUUCUAAUUAAUAAUUGAAUUUAUUAAAUGGACAAUUAAGAAUGAUGAAAGGGAAAUUAGAUUAGAUUAGUUAUGAAAAUCUAUAGUUGGCUAAAACUUAUAAACUUUUAAAAAUCAUGGAUUUUAAUAAAGGAUACUUGGUUAGAGAAAUGAAUAGUUUGGAUGGAUUAAAAUAAACUUAAGAAAUCUUGAAAAAAUAAACAGAGAUUGCUGAAAAAGAUUUAAAGAGAAGUUAUAAAAUGAAAACAAGAGUUAAGAAAAUACUUAAAAUUUGUAAAGAUAAUAAAUAAUAAAAUGAAGAAUAUAUUAGAAAUUUAAAUUACUUAACUAGAAAUUUUAUAAAAUUAAUCAAAUUUGAAGAACAAGAAAUUAAAAAAAGUAAACUUAAUAUUAAAUUUGCUAAAAGAUAAUUUGAAGAAUUUUUAAGAGUUUAUAGAGAAAAAAGAAACCAUUAAAGAAAUUUAAUUCUUUAAAUCAAGGAUAGUUUAUAAUAGAAAAAACAUCUAGAUAAGUUAUUUUAAGAAGGAGAUAAUAAAAUAACAGAAAGGGCUAAUUAAUCCAUUAAAAAAUUAAGAAAGAAGUUAGCUAAAAAGGAAGAUGAUUCAAAGAAUUAAAAAAAUAAAGAAAUCUAAGAAAUAGAAGAGAAACAGCUCAGAGAAAAAUUAUAAUAAUAUGAAACUUCAUAUUAUAAGAUUAAAGGAGGAGUUUUUGAUAUUAAGAAAGAAAAUUAUAAUUUGACUAAUUAGUUCAUUGAUUUUAUGGCUUAAAAAGAUAGAAAAAGUGAAUAUGAAAUUAAAUUAUCUGAAAGAAGGCAGAAGUAUACAGAAGUCAAAGAAUAAGAAACUAAAUUAAAUGAACAAUUACAUUCUUAUUAAAAUGCUUAUUUAUCUCUUAAUAUUCCAUAAUAAUUAGAGACAAAAACUGAAGGUAUAAAUUAACCAUUAUUAUUAAUAGAUUUAAAUGCUAAUAAGAAAUAGUCAACUAAUUUAUAAUUACAAGAAUAAUACUUAAAGAAAUUAAUAUUAUUAUAAGCUAGAUUAGCUAGUUCAUUAGAAUAAAUUAAUGAAAAAUGUAAAGUUAAAAAAGACGAGUUUUCAGUAAUAUUGUUCUCAUUCUUUUUUAGUUAAUAGAAGAAUUAAAGCAUAAAAAGCAAUUGAUAAUACAAAAUGAAGGGCAAGAAUCAUAUAACAAAAUUCUUAACGAUAAUUAUGAUACUGAUUCCAUAUUAAAACAAAGUGCCCCUUUUUAUUUCCCUAAAAGAUAUACAACUGAUAGUAGUAGUAGAUAACCAAGCGAGGAAUGA